UAUCAGAGUGACUCAUCUUCAUCAGGAUUUCUUAACAACGUCAUGUUUGCAUGUAGGAUGAGUUAAUAUGUUUCCUAGAAAAGAUAAUAACUCCAGGAUUCUGAGGAAUGACGCAAAGGAAUGCAUGCUAUGGUAUGCCUGCACUGUGACGCAAGCAACUACAGUAUGUUCUUCUGAAUGCUCAGUGUUUGAAUACUUCUUCAGGAAAUAUCAGGCAGUUGUAGUAUCACCUUGGUCAUUGUUUAUAGCAGUGAGAUGUUGAUCACUUUGAGAGCAUUGAACAAUGAGAAAGUCUGCUACAAGAAGACGAAUGUCAAAGAUUAAAGUGAUGCCUGAUACAGUAACUGCAUUACCAGUGUGCCAUAUCAAUAUCAGUAACAACAACAACAGCGGUAUUAGCUGUAAUUACAAUGUCAGACAAUGAAGACGAUGUCAUCAUAGACAACCAUGCCACAGUUCAUCUAACUUGCCGAAAGUGUGGUGCCCACGAUUGUAUUAACUCAAACACACCACUAGGUGGCACCAUGAUCAGAACCACCUGUCUGGAGGUCAAGUCUCAAGAGGUUCAAGGCCAUGUCAUGACCUCAGAGGUCAAAGGUGAAAAGGUCAAUGGAUAUGAUGUACAGUGCAAUACGACUAUUAAACCUUGCUCAAAGAUGAUCUCGGACAAUCCGGUUAAUCUGGCUCUCGCAAAAGAGCAGCCUAAAGAUAGUACCACUCAUGGUAACGGCAUUGCCACCCCUCCUGUUAGUUAUCCAGAAAAUGCAGAUUUACAUAUAAGCAAGGAUCAAAACCUGGAAAGAAGUAGUGACAAUGUCAUUGGCGUAGCCACGCCCAGGCAGAUGUGCACAGAAUGUGAGCCUCAGGUGCACUGUGCUUGUAACUUGAAAUCCCCUCCCCCAGUCACUAGGAGGGUGAGCUUCAGUCUUGACGACGAUGUGCAGCGGCCGAGGAAACGGGAGUCAAACGAUUCAGCGGGACCACAAGAUGAGGGACACUUAAACAGUGCAGCCCUGACCAAUCACAAGCCUUCUCAGACUUCUCCAAGCAAAGACCACUUAAAAUUGAAUUUAGAAACAUUGGAAUUAAACCCCAAGGACGAGAACGCCUUGGUGCAAAAUGAUAAAAGUCAUGGGAGCAAGCAAGAUACCCUUCACCAUCACCAUCAUCACCACCAUCAUCCCCAUCACCAACACCAGAGGUCACCACAGUCACAUGGCCAAAAGACAAAACUAAAAAAGGCGCAGGGCAAGCAGUCCUGGCUACUGAGGCUCUUUGAGUCCAAACUGUUUGACAUGUCGAUUGCCAUCACAUACUUGUUCAACUCGAAAGAGCCAGGGGUACAGUCUUAUAUAGGCAACCGUAUGUUCAGCUUUCCCCCAGAGAAUGUUGACCUAUAUCUGCCACAGCUACUUAACAUGUACAUCCACAUGAGGGAUGUGGCGGAGGCUAUUCAUCCUUAUAUCAUACACAGGUGCAGAGAGAGUGUUGAUUUCUCACUGAAGGCAGCGUGGUUAUUAACAGCCUACUGUGCUGAUGUCAUUGGGAAACCAUCAUGGCGGAACUCUCAGGGCGUGAAGCUGAAAAACAUGAUUAUGAAUGAGGAAAUUAGGCCUCGCCACCCUAAGGCUCAGUCUGACCUCCCUAGUCCCUCCCACAGCCACACCCACCCCCUGUAUCCCCUACAUCACCACCAUCACCACCAGGCUGGCUCCCCGGGGACACCGUCUAAGAAAACACAUAAGAGAGCCGUGUCUGAUGUCACUGGAUGUAGUCUGCAGCCCACACCCCUGAAGAGGAGCAGCAGUCUGACCAGCAUGCGCAGUAUGUUGGGAGAUCUCUCGUCAGGUCGCGCUUUCGACAGCGGCUGCAAGUGCCACGAGAGUUCCGAGGGUGUGUUUAAUGACCUCAUUGGGAAGAUGACAGAGUGCCAUUGUGAUGCCCCACGUCUGCUCCCAGAACUGGAGUUUGUCAAAGCCUUUAUCAAUAUUGGGAAGAAAUUACAGACACUACAGACAAAAGAGAUGAGGACUGCUCGCCUCAUAGCAGACUUGGCCUCGAUGAACUUGAACCUGCCCGCGAGGAUCUGGCUGCCCAUCCACUCCAAUACCAACCACCAUGUUGUCAGGAUCCCACAGACAUUUGCUGUGGUCCUCAACUCUAAGGAGAAGGCCCCAUACCUAGUGUAUGUAGAAGUCCUGGAGUGUGAGAACUCCCACACAGCCCCAGUGCCCUCUAAGAUCCUAGAGAACACCCUGAGGUUUACCAAGUCUGAGGAGGAUCUCACCCUGCACUACGCCAACUGUUCCCCCAGGUCUGACUUUAACCUGUACGGAAUGUCCAAUGAUUUUGAUGACGCAGACUGCUGGUCGCAGGAAGAUGAUGAUAUUUUACAGUUUGCAGCAAGGUCUAGGUCCAGCGACACGCUGUCUCAAUUCUCCAUGGAGAGCAGCAAUAGCGUGGACAGCAAGGAACCUGUUUAUAUUGCAGCUGGUGACAUUCGCAGGAGGCUUACAGAGAACAUUGCUGCCCCAAAGACUAAAUUUGAGAGGGACCCUGAAGACCCGUCUGCGGCCGCCCUUAAGGAGCCAUGGCACGAAAAGGAGAGAAGGAUUAAGGAGUCGUCCCCUUAUGGUCACCUCCCGAACUGGAGGCUGCUGUCAGCCAUUAUCAAGUGUGGAGAUGACCUGAGGCAGGAGUUGCUGGCAUUCCAAGUUCUGACACAGUUACAGAACAUCUGGACGCAGGAGCGAAUUCCUCUGUGGGUGAAACCCUACAACAUCCUGGUGCUUUCCAACGACUCUGGCAUGAUAGAGCCUAUCGUCAACGCAGUCUCGCUACACCAGAUUAAGAAACAGAGUAAAAUGUCUCUGAUGGAAUACUUUGUGCAUGAAUAUGGACCUCCUAAUAGUGAAGAGUUUCUGGAGGCCCAGAGGAAUUUUGUCUCAAGCUGUGCUGGUUAUGCCCUUGUUUGUUACCUGAUGCAGGUGAAGGACAGGCACAAUGGCAACAUCCUCCUGGAUGCAGAGGGACACAUCAUCCACAUAGACUUUGGUUUUAUCCUCUCCAGCUCUCCCGGGAAGAACCUAGGCUUUGAGAACUCCCCUUUCAAGCUCACUUAUGAAUUUGUGGAGGUCAUGGGUGGUUAUGGCAGUGACAUGUUUGAGUAUUUCAAGAUUCUGAUGCUGCAAGGUUUUGUGGUGACAAGAAAACAUCUGGAGAAAAUAUUAAACAUGGUGGAGAUAAUGCAGACAGGUUCUCAGCUUCCGUGUUUUGGCAAGGGUAUCAGCACAAUCCGUGCUCUGAAGGAACGUUUUCACCUCAACCUGACGGAGGAGCAACUGCAGCUCCUGGUGGACAACAUGGUGGAAUCCAGUCUCCACUCCCUGACCACUAAACUCUACGACGGGUUCCAGUAUAUCACCAAUGGAAUUCUAUAAAAUUAAAGAAAAAAAAAUGAACAAAAAAAAAAAAAGAAAGUCUGUGUCUGCCAACUUAUCCUAUGUAAACUUAUCCCUUGUGUAAAUUUGAGGAAUGGAAAAAGAAGUCUGACUCAAAGGGAGGUUGUAUUUCAUCAGUGAUAUAAAAUGGUUCAUGUUAUUGAGAAUUCAUAGAUGAGGUCAAGAUUCUUAGGCUAUUUUAAAAGCUCUAAAUGAGGGUAUAAUUUGAUUAUAAUAGAUGCAUCUCAGUAGUUCUAAGGCUCAGUUGUACGAGGCUCUAAAUGGGCUUUUUUUUCUGCACAGAUUUUCACCUUCAAACAUAAUAGGAUUCAAAAUCUGGAUUCAAAAUAUAUUUUUGAGAUUUAAAAAAGAUACAAAAGAAAAGCGAGAAAAAAAUGUCCUAGUUCAGCCUUUAUGUGCCAUUGAUUGACAGACUUCUAGGAAAAGGAUAGAUUGCAAGAGUGGCUGCACUUAUUGGCAGUUAAGCUUUUUUUUUGUGAUUGGCUCCAGAAAAGAAAAUAAGCCCAGAAUUUGGUUUAAAAUUUAAGACAAAAACUUAUGCAAUACUUUGAGUUCAAGAUAUCUUCACUGCACUUAAGUUAUCAUAGCCAAAUCUUUCUUGUCAUAAAACGGACAUAAUAUUUGGUUAAUUUGGACUUUUAUUGGUUUGGCUAGGGUCACAAAUUUUCGUCAAGAAGGUUAGACGAAUUAUUGGGCUAAAUAUUUAUGUGAAACUAACCCCUUUUCAAAAUUGAGGCAUGUUCACAGUAAGACUUACUUGGGCUAAAAUUUGGUUUGCCAAUUAAAAAGUAUUCUAGCCUAAAGACCCAAAA
Messenger RNA from Lingula anatina, 4273 nucleotides. RefSeq names its product phosphatidylinositol 4-kinase beta. Gene Ontology annotation, molecular function: 1-phosphatidylinositol 4-kinase activity. NCBI's taxonomy places the organism in Eukaryota, Metazoa, Brachiopoda, Lingulata, Lingulida, Lingulidae. Gene Ontology annotation, biological process: phosphatidylinositol-mediated signaling; phosphatidylinositol phosphate biosynthetic process. Gene Ontology annotation, cellular component: membrane; cytoplasm. The record is from RefSeq and is a predicted model, not a curated record.